UUCAAAGUUUCUCUCUAUAAAAACCCAAAUGUCUCACUAUAGCUUUUGUACCCAACAGUCGAGCAACAAAAACAUUUCAUUUGUACUAACCUCCAAUCCACUACUCUCCUCAUACUACUCUUUGUUGUUUCAUCGUGUGUCUAAUUUUCUUUAUUAUAUUAAGAAUGGAAAUGGUUGGCAAAAUUGCAUGCUUUGUGCUUUUGUACAUGGUGGUGGUUGCACCUUCUGCAGAGGCACUUAGCUGCAGCCAGGUUACAUCUGGCUUGGCUCCUUGCCUCCCUUAUCUGCAGGGUCGUGGCCCUCUCGGAGGCUGUUGUAGUGGAGUUAAGGAUCUGCUUGCUGCAGCCAAGACCCCAGCGGACCGAAAGACAGCAUGUACUUGCAUGAAAUCAGCAGCUAAUUCGAUUAAGGGCAUUGAUGCAGGCAAAGCAGCUAGUAUCCCUGCUACUUGUGGUGUUAACAUUCCAUACAAGAUCAGUCCUUCCACUGACUGCUCCACGGUCCAGUAGGGCUGAUCCCAAUCAUAAUUUGGUAUCAUGAUGAGGAGAAGAAUAAAGAUGGAUUAAUCCAGUUUGAUCAUGCUUAUGGAUCCAUCACUAUAUGUGUUGUCUCUUUUCUUUUCUAUUUGUGUCUGUUGCAGUACUCAUAUAUAGUCGGUCUUGUAAUGAACUUUGGUGAUUGAUUGUACUACUUAUCUUAAUAGUAAUGCGUAAUUUUACUA
Messenger RNA from Capsicum annuum, 721 nucleotides. Its product is annotated as non-specific lipid-transfer protein 2. Gene Ontology annotation, biological process: lipid transport. Gene Ontology annotation, cellular component: membrane. The record is from RefSeq and is a predicted model, not a curated record. NCBI's taxonomy places the organism in Eukaryota, Viridiplantae, Streptophyta, Magnoliopsida, Solanales, Solanaceae. The coding region runs from base 165 to 509 and encodes 114 amino acids. The transcript is spliced from 2 exons. Gene Ontology annotation, molecular function: lipid binding.